GAGCCACGCCUCCUGGGAGAACUGCAGCCUGGCAGAUGAGGACGACGCUGCGUGCUGCUGUUCAUAGCAGCGGAAAAAUAAGAACCAAAACGACGCCCCAAACACUAAAGGAUAACAAAAUAAAGUAACGACUAGAACAGGAAAGUGUUUAUAGUGUAAUAGAGGACAUGACAGCGCAGUGUGUCCGAGCUGUAGUUGUGUAACAGAAGCAGGAGGAGACAUCUGUGUGUUGUGUUUACACACGCUUCAGUCGCCACGUUUCAGUGCGCGAACUUAACAGCUCGUUACUGCAGUUCUUCAGAAUGGAUGCGAGGAGUCUGGACAAAACCACAAACGACUUAUUUCUUUAAGGGGGAAAAAAAAGUGCAACUCGUUUUCUCCAGCUCCAUGCGGGACGCCUACUUUGGCCGUCGUCUUACAUUUCACACACACUCCAUGUGAUUGGUUUCCCAGCUGAGGUCCAGCUUUAGAGUUUCUUUUUGUCCUCGUUGACUUGAGACGUGGAGAUGGAGGGACCGGGGGACAAGGGGAAAGGGAAAGGGAAGGAGAGGAGCUUCUCGCUGUGGUAUGUGGGCUACAGCGCGCUGGACCGGCGCACUACGCUGCCCAUGCUGCCGUGGCUCGUGGCUGAGAUCCGCAGGAAGAGUGAGUCCGGUCCGGUUCAGGCUCGGCUUGUUCAGCUGUCUCUGAGUCCUCCUGUAAUCCGCUGCGUGCCUGCAAACAGCAGCACUUCGUCCGUGUUUAUAUUUGAGCACAAAGCGCAGUGUAUUUCACGUUUCAUCCACAAUAGCCAUGACCUCGCCUACUUCGCCUACCUCAUCCGCAGCCAGCCGGACGACCCGGAGUGCGAAAUGGCUUGCCAUGUGUUCAGGGCGUGCGACCCAGACCAGGUGUCUGAGGUCAUCAGCAGCAUUCGGCAGGCCUCCAAAAGCACACUCAAAGAGGAAAGCAAACCCAAACAGGAGGCUGAAGAAUCCUUUUACAACUCGCAAAAGUUUGAGGUGCUUUACUGUGGCAAGGUGACGGUGAACCACAAAAAAGCACCCUCCACCCUGAUUGACGACUGCAUCGACCUUUUUCGGGAGCACGAGUUCGAGCGCAGGCGUCUGCGCCACAUGAAUGGCCAGCGCGCUGUCGAGACCCCACUGGUGUUCACUGUAGGAGAUGACCCUCUCAGCACAUCGCUCUCUGAGGCUUCACUCACGGAGCUCAACGAGAAAGCAGGCAGUAUGCGCAGUGCCUUCCCAGAGUGCAUCCAGGAGGACUCUGGCUUUGAGCAGCAGGAGUUCCGCACUCGCUGCAACAGCUUGGCAGGCGGCAUACAGAAAAUUCCUAGAGAAACUGGAGCCAAAGUGCCAACACGUAGGAGACAUGCUAGCGCACCUAACAACGUUCAGCCCUCUGAUGCAGACAAGAACCGCACCAUGUUGUUUCAGGUGGGCCGGUUUGAGGUGAAUCUCAUCAGCCCUGACAGCAAGACAGUAGUGCUGGAGAAGAAUUUCAAAGAUAUAUCGUUUUGCUCCCAGGGAGUGAAGCAGACAGACCACUUUGGGUUCAUCUGUCGCGAUGUGCUGGAGUCGGGGCCCAGCCAGUACAUAUGCUACGUGUUCCAGUGUGCCAGUGAGUCUCUGGUGGAUGAGGUGAUGCUGACUAUGAAGCAGGCCUUCAGUACAGCAGCGGCAAUGCGGAGCUCCAAAACCCAGAUCAAACUGUGUGAGGCGUGUCCAAUGCAUGACCUGCACAAGCUUUGCGAGCGGAUCGAAGGGCUGUAUCCUCCCAGAGCAAAGCUGGCCAUUCAAAAGUACCUCUCCCUGCUGAGCGAUAAUGAGCAGGCAGACAUUUUUGAACGUGUGCAGAAGAUGAAGCCAAGCUGUGAUCAGGAAGAGAAUGAGCUGGUUAUUCUUCACCUCAGGCAGCUGUGUGAGACCAAGCAGAAGACACAUGUGCAUAUUGGAGAGGCUUCACAGAAUGCAGUAGGCUCAGAGAGCUCGAGUGCAGCUGGACGCAACAAGCUGGAUGUGUUGAAUAAGGCACGCAGCUCCCUCACCAGCUCCCUGGAGAACAUCUUUUCACGGGGUGCAAACCGGAUGCGCAUGCGUCUAGGAAGCAUGGGCAGCUUUGACCGGCAAGACGAGUCUCCCAGUGAUUCUCCUCCUGGCACCCCGCCUGCUACCUUGGAAGAGGACCCUGACGCCCCGCUGUUCCGCCGGCGAGCACACACCUUCAGCCACCCUCCCAUCAAGAAGAGGAUCUCUUUCACAGAGCUACCGACACAGAGCAAGGCUCCUCUGUACAGACAACAGUCUCUUGCUCCAGAGCUGUUGCAGAGCAGCCCGGUACGUGUGCCAAGAAAACGCAGUGUCUCUGAAGGCGAGUCCUCCUUCAGCCUUCACUCCUCCUUCUCCACUCAAACUUUCCUGAAAAGUUUAUACCUGGGUUCCUUCAGCUCACUGGCCUCCCUGCCGGACAGCCCCAAGAGUAGUAAUGGAGAGGACAGAAACAGGAGGCUUUCAGGCUGCAGCACUGACUCGGUGACUCCACUGACUCCACGCAGAGUGUCUUGGCGUCAGAAGAUUUUCCUGAGGGUGGCUUCACCAAUGAACAAAUCCUCAGCCUCUAUGCACAUGGAUGAUAUGGAUGGAAGUGAGCUGCUGCCGCUUUCUCCACGUGCCUUACAACAGGAGCAGAACUCCCUAUCCGGGUUGCUCUCCCCCACCCAGAGCCUGAGAGGAGAUAACGCACGACGCACCUCUGCUGAUUAUAAAGCUCUGUGGAAAAAGGCCAUCCACCAACAGAUUCUCCUUCUCCGCAUGGAGAAGGAGAACCAGCGCUUGGAGGAAGCCAGCCGGGAUGAACUACACAUCCGUAAGAUGAAGCUGGACUACCAGGAGGUGGGUGAGUGUCCUACAGAGGUGCAGGCUCUGUGGGAGAGAAAGCUGAACGUGCCUUGCAGGACCAAAGUCCAGUGGGACAAAGAUGAGAUCCACACUGCUCUCUGUCAGGGUGUCCCAAAGAGUCGACGAGGUGAGGUGUGGCUGCUUCUCUCUCAGCAGUAUCGCCUGCGACAUCGUUUACCUCAGCGGCAGCAGCCUCCGGAAAUAUCCUACCAGGAUCUGCUCAAGCAGCUCACCACACAGCAGCAUGCCAUCCUGGUGGACCUGGGUCGCACAUUCCCUGCACACCAGUACUUCAGUGCACAGCUGGGCGCAGGCCAGCUUUCUCUCUAUAACCUGCUGAAGGCUUAUUCUCUACUGGACACGGAAGUGGGCUACUGCCAGGGCAUCAGCUUUGUGGCUGGAGUGCUGUUGCUGCACAUGAGCGAGGAGCAGGCUUUUGACACGCUCAAGUUUCUAAUGUACGACCUGGGGAUUCGACGCCAGUACCGACCAGACAUGAUCUCCCUUCAGAUUCAGAUGUACCAGUUGUCCAGGCUGCUGCAUGACUAUCACCGUGGUCUGUAUUCACACCUGGAGGAGCACGAAAUCAGCCCUAGCCUGUAUGCCGCCCCGUGGUUCCUCACACUCUUCGCCUCUCAGUUUCCCCUCGGCUUUGUCUCCCGCAUCUUCGACCUGCUAUUUGUCCAGGGCACAGAGGUGAUUUUUAAGGUGGCCCUAUGUUUGCUGAGCAGCCACGAGGGAGAGAUCCUGGAGUGUGACAGUUUUGAGAGCAUCGUAGACUACCUUAAGACCACCAUACCCGCCCUCACACAGAACCAGAUGGAAGAGACAAUCAGCGAGGCUAUAGAGAUGGACAUUUCCAAGCAACUGCAUGCCUAUGAGGUGGAGUAUCACGUCCUACAGGACGAGAUGGUGGAUGCUGCUCCGCUUUCAGAGGAGUCAGACAGGCUAGACAGACUGGAGAAGAUCAACAUUCAGCUCAAGAAGCAAAAUAUGGAUCUGCUGGAGAAACUGCAGGCAGCACGGGUGAAAAUCCAGAGUCUGGAGAACAGCGUAGAGAGCUUUCUGAAACGUGAGAGCCAGAUGAAGCACAUGAUCCGCUCACUGGAGCAGGAGAAGGCCAACUACCAGAAGACAAUUGAGCGCAUGCGCAGCAGCCUCCCUACAGACGCAGCUGACGUGGAGAUGACCCAGCUGAAGAUGAGCAGCAACAGCAAAACCAAAUAACAAAUAAUCCCGAGUUAGCAAGCGUUUCCCUCACGAACAUAGAAAACAUCAGAUUACAACCAGGCAUGGUGGAGAAUUGUGGAACUUUCCCAUGGAAAUUCUCCUUAGCAUAACUGGUGAACUUUAGGCACAUCUCAAACUGAUCAAGAUCAAUGGGUUGAUUUUGGGGAGGGAGUGUACAAAACGUUUAGCUUUCUGCAAAAAGCAUCAUCGCUUGUAGCAUCCACUUUCUCUGCACAGACAAAAAGUGCCCCAAAAGACCUGUUAACCUUGCUUUACUCCAUUGAAUAAAAAAAAAUCACUUCAGGUUUAGGGAUCAUGGCUGCUGCAUAGAACAGAAAAUUUACUUCAGUAUCAGAUAUGUUGAAAACACUUGAAAAGAAGAUGAAUGUAGCCUUUUUCCCCCUCAAUGUGCAGUGUGACUCAUGUCUGUGUAAGGAGGAUCGCUGCCUUGAUGUCAGUGGAGACAUCUGUGAGAAUGGAAGGCAGUGUGACUUUAAGCUCACCAGAGAACUUUUCCCGGAGGAACCCAACAAAAGCGGCAGUGACGUAACCGAGCGGCAAAAACCAAAAUAUUUAGCUUAUCGGAUCGACACUCUGCUCAAAGAGCUAAACCCAAAGUUCAAGCAGGAAAUGAAACUCUCUCUGAAUUUCCUCUAACUUUGCAGCACCAUCCAGUUUUAACCUACUCUCCAAACUCCUACACCUUUCUGGCACUUCAUCAGUUACUGAAUGUGCUUCAAGGCAAAUCAGACUUGCUGAAGACCGGAAGCGCCUACCACACUGUCUACCACAAUGCUGCAACAUAGGUUCAUGAGUUAUGCAAGCUACACAGCGAAAUCUUUGUUUGCACAGGGUAUUUAAUAUCUAAAAGUGUAAUAUCCAGGUGUGAAAAUUCUGAAAAAAAGAAAAAACAACCCCCUGAAAAUCCUUAAUAACCCACCAGUAACAUUCCCCCCCUAAACAACCUUUAUGUUGAUAUUCAUUACAAACUAAUUUGUGAAAAGGUGCAUAGAAUCUGUGCAGACGUCACCUGAAACAUCAUCUGUACGUACGGGAUGGUUUUCCUUCUCGGUGCUCUUGACUAGUUUCUUGAAAGCCUUCCAUGAAACGUAGCUAAUUAAUGAAGCGUUAUGAAUGUAUUACGUAUGAUUUUUAAUGAAAUGCAAUAACUAUUGCAGAAAUAUACAAAAUCUGCACCUGAGUAGUAAAGAAAUAUUUCUUCUGUUAAAGAAGUGAAUCAAUAUAGAGACUGUUACAGGAAAUGAUCCUCCGUCAGUAAAGAGCUGCUAUUUCACAUAGUAUGAAUCGAUAUGUGUAAUGCUUCUCAUUCCCUAUGAAAGAUGGGUAGCUUUAAGAAGAGCUCCAUGAUUACAAUUUCAUAACAUUUUAACAGUAAUGAAUAUGAUGUUAAUUAAAUCUCGAGAGCGAUGCAUCGAAUCCUGCUGGAAUUUGAGCUGGUAAAUUUCUGCAGUUGCUGGCCGAAGCAGUGUGCAGGUAUUUUUUAUUAAUACGCUUAUAUGCAGAGAACCUGUGCAAGAAAAUAAAAGGGAAAAAAGUGAUCAUGACUCUGUUCACUUUAGCGCCUAAUACAGACUCAGUCAUCUAUUCUCAGUUGCAGAACAAUAAGCAGAAGCGAUCCAGGCUGUGUGCCAGAUACUACACUCUACUUUUUGAAAACUUUUUUUUUUUCCUUCUGGUCACCUCUCAAAGGAUGACUUACUCCUACUCUUGUUUCCAGUAAGCUGAAAUUCAGUAGGGGGUUUACUGAUGAUUUGAUGUUCUGAUAGCAGUUUUAUUUUAUUUGCUUUCUUGUCUUUAUCAUGUUGUUUAUCAAUGCAUCGCUGUCUUAGGUUUUCAGGAUCUCAGGAUCUUCACAUCUCACGAUUUUUUUUAUUUUUUAUUAUUAUUUUUUUUCAUAUGUUUUUCGGUUGGUCUUAAAGUGGUGUGCGAGGCCAGCAGUGACAUUUUGACAGUGUUUUAUUUCUGCGUCAUAUACAGACAGACACUGUAGGUGUUAAGUGGGUUAUAUUGGUCUGAUAAUUGUGUGCGGCUAAAGGCCAAAAAGCAGCUCGGUUUUAUUGUUCGGAAGCUUGGAACAAAAAAUUGCUUCUUAUGCUGGUGUGACAUCCGCUCCAUGUGUAUAUAAGCACUCAGGUCAGUUCAUAAAAUCUGCUUUGGCACAGACUUCACCAUGGUGAUAAAACAUCUAGAGACAUGCAGCAAGAAAGAUCAUUUGCUUAUCAGCAUUUGAAGAAAUUGGGGAAAUCUUAUUCCAGUACAGAAGCAUCUUGUUGCAUCUUUGUUACUGUGACCCUUUUUGUAUUCAGAAGUGUCUUAUGGUAUUUGGGUUUUUUCAAAUGAUGCACAUUUUCCAAAACGUUAGUUGUUAAUUAAUCAAAGGUUUGACUCUCAACAGUACACACAAGCAGUGCUUGCAUUAGACACGCCAAACAACACUGUUUUGGGUGGGGUACACAACUGCUGUGUAGGGUUUUUUUUUGCAUGUUUACACUUUUCUGCACUUAAGAAGUGAGAGAUGCAAAAUUCCAAGGCACUCAAAGUGUUUGCAGGAAAAGUCAACAUAAUUCUUAUGUUAAAAAGAUCAGAAGGUGCACAAGACACCUUCUGUUUUCUGUUGUGUUUCAAAUAUGCCAGAAUGCAAUCGUUUUUCUUAAUUAAACCCGACACUAUGGUUACAUUUUGAUUUUUUUUUUCAUGUUUGGAGGGUAAUGAUUUGCUCACUGUGUUUAAUGAUUGUUGCUCUGUAAAUACAAUUGACUAAUGAAAAAAAAAUUUCAAUCUGUGGACUCCGGUCCACUUGGUUGUAUGUUAAUCAAGAGCCCAUGCCUUAUUAAAACAUUCUGGCUUUUUAUA
Molecule: messenger RNA, 7001 nt
Organism: Tachysurus fulvidraco (yellow catfish)
Lineage: Eukaryota; Metazoa; Chordata; Actinopteri; Siluriformes; Bagridae
Gene: tbc1d4
Product: TBC1 domain family, member 4
Exons: 21
Coding region: 507-4124 (1205 amino acids)
Source: RefSeq, a predicted model, not a curated record